This is a messenger RNA of Myodes glareolus (Bank vole), 2827 nucleotides long. Lineage: Eukaryota; Metazoa; Chordata; Mammalia; Rodentia; Cricetidae. The record is from RefSeq and is a predicted model, not a curated record.
GGGCGGGGCCUCGCGAUCCCGCGCAAAUUGAAAGGUCCCCGGCUGCGAUCGCGGCAGCCGCGGCUUGCUAGUGUUCUGCACCCCGGUGAGUGAUCCCUUCGGCGGGCGGCCUCCUGUGUGGAGGAAAGUGAGGUCCCCGCAGCUCCAUCCCGGCGUCCUCUCUCUCCUCGGCACGAGAUCCGGGUCUCCGGGCAGAGAAGGCAAGCGUGGAGCGUGCCUCAGGCGCUGGUUUGAGGAACCGCAGCGCCUGGAAUGGCUUUGCGGACCAUGCCUGUUCAUUCCUGGGAGACAGGACUUCGGUGAAGCCGCGGCUGCUGUCAGCUCGGGUGCCACGGGCGAUCUCCUGGGGUUCGUGUGCUAUAUGGCGCUCCGUCGUUCCUGUGCUAACGAGGAAAUAUUUACUCGAGAUAUACUUAGCCUAGAAGAAACCGAAAUUUCAUGAAAUUUAACUUGACACCAUGGGGAUUCAGGGACUGCUUCAGUUCAUCAAGGAAGCUUCGGAGCCCGUCAAUGUGAAGAAGUACAAAGGGCAGGCAGUAGCUGUGGAUACCUACUGUUGGCUCCACAAAGGAGCUAUUGCUUGUGCUGAAAAGCUAGCCAAAGGGGAACCUACAGAUAGGUAUGUAGGAUUUUGUAUGAAGUUUGUUAAUAUGCUGCUGUCCCAUGGGGUCAAGCCCAUUCUUGUCUUUGAUGGAUGUACCUUACCUUCUAAAAAGGAAGUGGAGAGAUCUCGGCGAGAGAGACGACAAAGCAACCUUCUUAGAGGAAAGCAGCUCCUUCGAGAGGGCAAGGUGUCAGAAGCCCGAGACUGCUUCACCCGCUCUGUCAACAUCACACACGCCAUGGCCCACAAAGUAAUAAAAGCUGCUCGGGCCCUGGGAGUGGACUGCCUGGUGGCUCCCUAUGAAGCUGAUGCUCAGCUGGCCUAUCUUAACAAAGCAGGAAUUGUGCAGGCCGUCAUCACAGAGGACUCGGACCUCCUCGCGUUUGGCUGUAAGAAGGUGGUUUUGAAAAUGGACCAGUUUGGAAAUGGACUGGAAGUGGACCAGGCCCGCCUGGGCUUGUGCAAGCAGCUUGGGGACGUGUUCACGGAGGAGAAGUUCCGGUACAUGUGUAUCCUGUCAGGCUGCGACUACCUCUCCUCCCUGCGUGGGAUCGGCUUAGCAAAGGCCUGCAAAGUGCUGAGGCUGGCCAAUAACCCGGAUAUCGUCAAGGUUAUCAAGAAAAUUGGGCAUUACCUCAAGAUGAAUAUAACGGUGCCGGAGGAUUACAUCACAGGAUUUAUCCGAGCCAACAAUACUUUCCUCUACCAGCUGGUGUUCGACCCCAUCCAAAGGAAGCUGGUUCCUCUGAAUGCUUAUGGAGAUGACGUUAACCCAGACACCCUGAGUUAUGCUGGGCAGUAUGUCGACGAUUCUGUGGCUCUGCAGAUAGCACUUGGAAACAGAGAUGUAAAUACUUUGGAGCAGAUUGACAACUACAGUCCCGACACUAUGCCUGUCCACUCAAGAAGUCAUAGCUGGAAUGACCAAGUGUGUCAGAAGUCACCUAAUAGCAUUUGGCACAGAGACUAUUGCCCUAGACGUGAGGCGAAUGGUGUUUCCCAUGCUCCUCGGUUGACAGAAAAUUCAAGUCCUGUGGGCCUUAAACAAGUAAUUACCACUAAAGGGUUAAAUCUUCCCAGGAAGUCUUCCAUGGUAAAGAGACCAAGAAAUGCAGAGGGCCUCAGAACACCGGACUGUCCAGGCACAGAGGGCCUUGGAGCAUCAGACAGUCCAGGCACAGAGGUUCAGAAGCUGGUUGACAUAAAUGGGGCUCAGGAUCCAAGUGCUCAGAUCUCAGGCAAUGCGACUGUGUCUUCUGAUGAUGAGGCUCAGUCCGAAACCAACAAAUUUAUGGGGACUGUUUCCCCGCCUACUCUGGGGACACUAAGAAGUUGUUUCAGUUGGUCAGGAACUCUGAGAGAUUUUUCAAGAACUCCUAGUCCCUCUCCAAGCACUGUGUUGCAGCAGUUCCGAAGAAGGAGCGAGUCCUCCACCUGGGUUCCCAAGACUUGUGCCGUGACUGAUACGUGUCAGUCAAAGAGUGAGAUGUCAAGUACUAAGUCUCCGCCCUUGCUUGAGGUGGGCGGGGCCUCCCGAUCUCAGGAAAGCAUAGACUCUCUGUACAGUUUAAAUGCUUCGAGUCUUUCCCAGCCUUCCAGUAAGGAUUCGGAUUCAGAGGAAUCGGACUGUCACAAUCCGUCACUGGAUAACCAAGGCAAUGAGAACUCCAAGCAACAGUCGCCUCCCUUUUCAAGGAAAGACACACUUGUAAGGAACAAGGUUCCUGGGCUGUGUAGGGCUAGUUCUACAGACUGUCUUUCUACCACCAAGAUCAAGCCCCUGGUGCCGGCUCGAGUCAGUGGCCUGAGCAAGAAGCCAGGAAACAUCCAGAAGAGAAAACACCGUGAUGCCGAGAACAAGCCGGGGCUGCAGAUAAAGAUCAGCGAGCUCUGGAAAAACUUCGGGUUUAAAAAAGAUUCUGAAAAGCUUUCUUCUUGUAAGAAGCCCCUGUCUCCAGUCAAGGAUAACAUCCAACUCACUCCAGAGACAGAAGAUGAGCUCUUCAACAAACCUGAGUGUGCGCAUGCUCAGAGAGCAAUAUUCCACUGAGGGCCGCUGCCUACAGGAAAACCUCCCCAAUUCUAUAGAUUUAUUGCUAUCAAUGCCAUUUUUAAAAUGGAAUACAUUUUGUAUAUUAACUUAGUGACUUUCUUUUGCUUAGCUUUUUAUAUUUUCAUGGAAAGCUAAAUAGAAGAAUAAAUCUGUCUUUGACAUUUCUGGAA